AUGGACAUCUCCUCCUGGCAAACACCCCUCAGCUACAUCGGCCUGGCAACACUAGCCUACACAACCUUCAAAUUCACCCGCUCGGCAACAACAUUCCUGCUACCCUCCUCUCUAAACACCUACAACCGCACAAAGAACAACUGGGCCCUUGUAACCGGCGCAAGCGACGGAAUCGGCUUCGGCUUCAGCGAAGAACUCUGCGCCCGUGGUUUCAACGUCAUCCUACACGGGCGCAACGGCACGAAGCUCGAAACGCGCGCGGCGGAGCUCAGGACGCAAUUUCCGACUCGUCGGGUCGCGAUUGUGGUUCGCGAUGUUGUCGGCUUGACGGUUGAUGUGGAUGAAAUUGCUGUGGAGGUGAGGGCAAUUCUUGACGCGCAGGGUGGUGAACUCUCUGUUCUCAUCAAUAAUGUUGGGGGUGAGGUUCGGCCGUAUACUGUUUUGAGUGAUUAUUGCUUUGAGGAUGUUGAGAGGACUAUUGCGAUGAAUGCGGGAUUCAUGACGCAGAUUACCCGUGUCUUGCUUCCUGUUUUGGAGGCUGGGGGUGGGGGCCUUGUACUCAAUAUUUCGUCUGUGUCGUCGGUCGGCAUGCCGUAUAUCAGUGUUUAUGCUUCCACCAAGGGAUUCGUGGACACAUUUACCAAGGCCCUUGAGGCCGAGUGUAAGGCCGAGAAGCGCAAGGUCGAGGUUUUGGGAUUGCGUGUUGGUCAAGUGAGAACAGCUGGCUUCGAUGUUCAGGCUGGGUUGUUUGUACCGGAUGCCAGGACUCUAGCCAGUGCUGGAUUGAACAGGAUUGGAUGCGGUCGAGUCAUUGUUUGGGCAUACUUUUGGCAUUGGCUGCAAGGACUUUCGGUUGAGCUUCUACCCCGGUCUAUGCUAAUGAUGAUCUCCUCGAAGACACUUAUGGCGCUGAAGAAGGAAGAGGAGGAGAAGGCCAAGAGGAGGUAA
Messenger RNA from Penicillium waksmanii, 948 nucleotides. RefSeq names its product putative short chain dehydrogenase/reductase. The transcript has a single exon. NCBI's taxonomy places the organism in Eukaryota, Fungi, Ascomycota, Eurotiomycetes, Eurotiales, Aspergillaceae. The coding region runs from base 1 to 948 and encodes 315 amino acids. The record is from RefSeq and is a predicted model, not a curated record. Gene Ontology annotation, cellular component: endoplasmic reticulum. Gene Ontology annotation, molecular function: oxidoreductase activity.